Messenger RNA from Mixia osmundae IAM 14324, 1795 nucleotides. RefSeq lists its product as uncharacterized. Gene Ontology annotation, biological process: glutathione metabolic process. The transcript is spliced from 3 exons. Gene Ontology annotation, cellular component: cytosol. Lineage: Eukaryota; Fungi; Basidiomycota; Mixiomycetes; Mixiales; Mixiaceae. The coding region runs from base 41 to 1771 and encodes 576 amino acids. The record is from RefSeq and is a predicted model, not a curated record. Gene Ontology annotation, molecular function: 5-oxoprolinase (ATP-hydrolyzing) activity.
CUCCGUCUCGCGCACGAUUGGCUCGACCGGUCUCGGCAACAUGUCGAGCAAGGGUAUAGAUCCUAUCCUGCUGUCUCUGAUGGCACAGCGCCUUAUGAGCAUAGCGGAAGCCAUGGGACGCACGCUCGCCCAGACUUCCAUCUCAACCAAUAUCAAAGAGCGCCUCGAUUAUUCAUGCGCUCUCUUCUCGCCCGAAGGCGAUCUCGUGGCCAAUGCGCCCCAUCUGCCCGUCCAUCUCGGCUCAAUGUCAUUCGCAGUACGGUAUCAGGUCGAUGCGCUCAAGAAUUCGGGCGGGUUCAAGCAGGGAGACGUCAUUCUGUCUAAUCAUCCUGUCGCCGGCGGAUCUCACUUACCGGAUUGUACUGCUAUCAGCCCAGCCUACAUCGAUGGCAAGAUUGCAUUCUAUGUCGCUUCUCGCGGACAUCAGACAGAUGUAGGCGGCAUGACAGCUGGAUCAAUGCCGCCAAAUUCGAAAUAUCUCUACCAGGAAGGCGCAGCAAUGGUCUCGUUCAAGAUCGUACGGGAAGGCGAAUAUGAUCGGGAGGGCUUGGUAAAGAUCAUGUGUGAUGAGCCUGCCGCCUUUCCUGGCUGUGUCGGCUGUCGGUCAUUUGCAGAUGUGGAGAGCGACUUGCAAGCACAGAUUGCAGCGAAUCAGAAGGGUAUCAAUCUGAUCGGUCAGCUGAUUGACGAGUAUGGCUUGGAGACAGUGCAGACUUAUAUGAGACACAUACGCGACAAUGCGGAAGACGCUACACGAGCAUUACUGAGACGGGUAGCGAAGGAGCAAUCCAAAGCUCUGCAUGCCGUGGACUACUUGGACGAUGGGACACCCAUCGAGCUCACCGUCACAAUCGAUGAAGAGACUGGCGAUGCCGUCUUUGACUUCGAAGGCACAGGACCGGAGACACUGGGCAAUCUCAACACGCCCGUCAGUGUCACAUCCAGUGCGAUCAUCUACUGUCUGCGCGCCAUGGUCGAUCAACCCAUACCGCUCAAUCAGGGCUGCCUGGUACCUAUCGAGAUCAGACUACCGCCAGGCAGCAUACUCAAUCCCUCAAAAACGGCUGCGGUAGUAGGCGGUAACGUUUGCACAUCACAGCGGGUAACAGAUGUCUGUCUGAAAGCUUUCGGCGCUGCGGCAGAUUCUCAGGGCGAUUGCAAUAACCUCACUUUCGGCAAGAACGAUCCCGAGGGAUCUUCGUUUGGCUACUAUGAAACGAUCGCAGGAGGGAGCGGUGCAGGUCCGACGUGGUCGGGGACGGCCGGCACACAAGUGCACAUGACCAAUACUCGCUCGACAGAUCCAGAGAUCUUGGAAAGACGGUACCCUCUCAUCUUGCAUCAAUUUGCGAUUCGCACAGGCAGCGGUGGCAAGGGUAGACACAAUGGAGGAGAUGGCGUGAUAAGAGAGAUCGAGUUCCUGGAAGAAAUGGAAUGCUCCAUCUUGUCUGAGCGGCGAGUGUUUGCGCCGCAUGGCAUCGAGGGCGGUGGUGACGGGUUGCGAGGAGAGAAUACGUGGGUCAAGCAGAGGAGGAAAGAGGAUGGCGAUCUGGAAGAUGAUGAACAUGCGCAAGCGAGGAUGAUCAACAUCGGCGGCAAGCAGACUGUCAAGAUGGGCAGAGGCGAUCGGAUACUCGUCAAGACACCGGGCGGUGGUGCUUAUGGUGCUCCCUCUGAUGACCAGGAACCGCAAGAAAGAGUCAAUGCGCACGAGCCGAUGACGAGAGGGAGCCUGUCAGAACGACAGAACGCCCACGAGCAAAGUUCAUAGAUUGGCGCAUGCUGUUGUCACGAG